AUGGCGGGUCGGCUGGGCAGCCUAAACUUUCGCGAUAUCGCCGUUACGACUGUGUAUCUGCCCUUUUGUUGCAUGAUCGGAUGUCUGUCAUAUGCCAUGUUUUUUUAUUUUGAUGAGGUAACAGAAUCGAAAUGUGGAGUUCAUAAUUUUGUGCCUUCAAUCAGUGGGGCAGUUUGCAUGCGCCCCCUGUUGCAUUUAUGGCGAUUUUGUAUUGUUGCACAUGCCGUUCCUCACAAAGUCGUAUCAUGGAGAUCGUACACAUCACUUGUUUCUUUGAUAUAUCUCCUUGGCCUCAGUGAUAUCCUUUCUCUUUGCGGUUUGACAAUCGUCUCUACUGUGGACAACUUUAGUAAGGCUAUAUUUGUGUAUGUCUCUUCAGAUGUCCACGAAUUUUUCUUCAUAAUAUUUGGAUUAUCCAGCUUUCUGUAUAUGACAUCAGAAUUUUACCUCCAUUUUCGCCUAAAUUGUCAAAGGCUUCUACCUCGGACUGUAAGCUUUUUGCUUGAAUACUGGUUCUCCAUCGCCGAAUUUGGUAUCGCCUUUGCAAAUAUGGGCUUCCACGGGACCGCAGCUAAGGACUUCUACAACCUCAAGAUUAUUGCUUCUCUCACCUGA
This is a messenger RNA of Hydatigera taeniaeformis, 615 nucleotides long. The record is from the annotation of a GenBank genome assembly. NCBI's taxonomy places the organism in Eukaryota, Metazoa, Platyhelminthes, Cestoda, Cyclophyllidea, Taeniidae.